Onychostruthus taczanowskii (white-rumped snowfinch) is the source of this 3999-nucleotide messenger RNA. RefSeq names its product lin-7 homolog C, crumbs cell polarity complex component (gene LIN7C). Gene Ontology annotation, biological process: neurotransmitter secretion; protein localization to basolateral plasma membrane; maintenance of epithelial cell apical/basal polarity. The coding region runs from base 44 to 703 and encodes 219 amino acids. Gene Ontology annotation, molecular function: L27 domain binding. The record is from RefSeq and is a predicted model, not a curated record. The transcript is spliced from 5 exons. Lineage: Eukaryota; Metazoa; Chordata; Aves; Passeriformes; Passeridae. Gene Ontology annotation, cellular component: MPP7-DLG1-LIN7 complex; synapse; cell-cell junction.
CUGGGUUGCAAACACCAUCGCCCACAGUCACCAGAGGGCAGGAAUGAAACCACAGUUAACGUUUCAGUUCUCGUUACGGUUGAGUCGUGGUGUGCUAACUCCGCUCACAGCUCAGCGUCUGGAAUGCUUGUGCAUAUGCAGUGCAGACAUCUGCAGAGCAAUUGAAUUGCUGGAAAAAUUACAGAGAAGUGGAGAAGUGCCACCACAAAAGCUACAGGCAUUGCAAAGGGUUCUGCAGAGUGAAUUCUGUAAUGCUGUAAGAGAGGUGUAUGAACAUGUGUAUGAAACUGUGGAUAUCAGCAGUAGCCCCGAAGUCAGAGCUAAUGCAACAGCCAAGGCCACGGUAGCUGCGUUUGCUGCUAGUGAAGGUCAUUCUCAUCCCAGAGUGGUUGAACUACCCAAAACAGAAGAAGGUCUUGGCUUCAACAUUAUGGGAGGCAAAGAACAAAAUUCUCCAAUUUAUAUCUCUCGAAUUAUCCCUGGAGGUAUAGCUGACAGACAUGGAGGCCUGAAACGUGGAGACCAGCUGCUUUCUGUAAACGGAGUGAGUGUGGAAGGAGAGCACCAUGAGAAAGCAGUGGAACUGCUGAAGGCAGCUCAAGGGAAGGUUAAAUUAGUUGUGCGAUACACACCAAAAGUCCUGGAAGAAAUGGAGUCCAGGUUUGAAAAGAUGAGAUCAGCAAAACGAAGGCAGCAAAAUUAACACUGUGUGCAAUAACUUAAAGAGAAAAUAUAUAUUCCUUUUGCAUUUUGUAGUUUCUUUGUGACUCAGUUGAUCCAAUGCCUGUCAUGAGACCUUGUCCUUUUUGUAGAGUUGUGGAACAGUUGAGGUUGGAGGGACUGGAUCUAGUCCAUGCCCCAUUGCCCAGCUGAGAGGAGGGCCAGCUGGAGCAGGUUGCUCAGGAGUGAGACAAGCUGGGUUUUUAAACAUCUCUAAAGGAUGGUGUCUCCAGAAGAUGUCUGGGCAGUAUGUUCCGGUGUUUUGCUCUCCCUUACACUACAAAGAUCCAUUCCUGUGUUUAAGUAGAGCUUUGUUAUUUCCACUUGUGCUCCCUUCCUCUUGUCCAUCACUAGAUUUACUGGGAAGAGUUAGGCUCUUCACUCCUCCCUCUCAGGCAUUGACACAGGCUGGUGAGGUGACCUGAGCUUUCUCUUCUCCAGGUGAGAGAGACAAUCCCAGCUCUCCUAAAUUCUCCUUGUCUGUAAGAUACUCCAGUCACUUAACCACCUCUGUGGCCCUUAACUGGAGUCACUCUUGUGUGCCCAUUUCUGUGUUGGACUGGGGAGCCCAGAACCGGACCCAGCACUCGAGCUGUGUCUCAGGAGGGCUGAGCAGAGUGAAGAGUCCCCUCCCUCAGCUUGCUGGCAGUGCUCCUUCAGUGCACUCCAGGGGACUCUUGGUUUCUUUGCUGCAGGGGCCUGUGGUGGCUCAUGGCUUGCUGCUGUUCUCUGCAAAGCUGCUCUGCAGCUGCUCAGUCCCCACUCUGCUAGUGGACAGGGCUAUUCCCCCGUGCAGGACUUUGCACUUUUCUUUGUUGACCUUUGUGACUCUUGCUUGCCCAUUUCUCCAGCCUGCUGAGUCCCUUUGAAUGGUUUGCUGAGCGUGAUGUGUGCCAGCCCCUGGGUUGAUACUAAAAACGUGCAGGAGUGUGGCCCCAGCAGGGCCCUGGCUGCACUGGUGGUGACUGGCACCCAGCAGGACGCUUGGCCACUGAUCACAGCAAUGCCCAGCAGCUCAGCCAGCUCCAGAAUGUCUGCAGUCUCCUUGUGCUCCACGGUUCAGGAGGAAUGUGUGGGUUUAGAAUGGCCUAAAAUGCCCUGGGAAAGCAUAUAUGGUGAUGUUUCUCUUGGCUUUUUUUGUAAGUCUUGUGUCAGACUUUUAAGCAAGGUGAAUUUACAGAUUUUUCAAAGGCAUUUAAUAAGACAUAGUUGUACAAUCAGCAUCCUUUUUUUCCUGCUUUCUUUUGACAUUACUUAGUUUACAAUCUGCUGGGGGUUUUGCUAACUGAUUUUUUUAAAGAAAGAAGAUUCUUAUGUAGCAGUAUUUUGGCACUUUUCUUAAGAAUAUGUUGUAUGUCAACUACAAAAUGUAAUCACAAUCUACUAUGUAGCUGAUAACACCAGAUUUUGUAAUGUUUUUGGUAAGUACAUUGUUUUUACACUUCUGCUAAAUUAUAAUUCACUACUCUGGAAAUUGUAUUACCUCUCCUGUAAAUAAUUUACAGUUGGUGUUCUUAUAUAGUGAUGUUGUAAUAGCCAAUAUUUACAAAUUUGCAACAAUCAUUCCUGUAAUUUACAUUAUUUUGUACCAAUUUUAAAGCAGUUACGGGGAAAAACAUGAUUGCUGUUUGCAGUUCUGGAUUGACUCUCUAGAUGUAUUUUUAUAUUGAGAAACAGAAGAUAUUUAAAUGCAGUGCAAAAAGAAUUCCAAAUGUUCCCCUGACUUUCUGCUGUGUAAAAGAAUUAUUCAUCUCUAAUUGUCAUGCCAUUCUUGUCUUUCUAGUAUCUUUUAUUGUAGUCUUAUUUCCAUGUUGAAUGUAUUGGUUCUGGAAUUGUUAGUCCCUAAAUUACUGAUUGUUAGAGUCUUGUAUGCCAGGUUCCUGUGACAUGUGAACUUGUCUGGGGUUUUCACUGCUUCUGACUGGGGGUUCUUGUUUGUACUGCAGAAGUACAACUUCACAACUGCUAAACAAGGGCAUCUCCGUCUGUGGACAAGUACUGUCUUAGCUCAUGGAUUCUUGAUGGUAGCAUGGGUUUUGUGUACCAUUUGGAAAAUUUCUGGACAGAGAUCCACUUUUUGGAAUCUACCAGGUUUGAUGCUGUACUUGUGUAGUUUAGGUUCUGGGUUUGGGUUUUAAGCUACACCUUUAGAAGAAUUAACUUCAUUAUCUACUGGGUAUCAGUUCACUUGUAUGGCAGCUAUGAGUACAUCCUAAUUGACUGUUAGUAAUUUGAUUUUUAGAGGCUUAAACUGACAAGUGCAGUUCUUGCUAUGUGGUUAAUCCCUAGUCUUAUUUCACGUGAAGCAAUAUGUGAAAGAAAGGAAAAGGUUAGUAAUCUAAAAAUGACAGCUUGAAGCUUGUGCUUUGUCGGUUGAUCUAUUUGGAAAAAAAAAAAAAAGGGGUUGCUAUAGGCAAGUGAGAAAUGUGAUUGCUUUCUGCAUGUUUGUAAGCAUGGUAAGCCUGCAAAGAGACGUUUGGGAGAUACUGGUAAUUUGAAAAUGCAGUAUAAAUAUUUAUCAGUUAGGUGACAUUGAGCACUGAAUUGCAUGGUUGGUUUCAUGUCAUAGGCCUCUUGCAGAAGGCCUCAUGUUGCUGAUACCACCAUGUUGAAUUGUAUAUUUUUAUGGAACAACUAAUGUUUAAAGUAUUGAGACCAAAAUCACUAGUUAGACCAAUUGUGGAUGUGUUUUAAUUUAAUUGUUAAUUAGUAGAGAUAUGUUUUAGAGCCAUAUAUAAAUAUAUAUAUUACAGAAAGAUAUGGAUACAAGAUAGGAAUGUUCAUUUUACAAACUGUAUCCCUUGUAUUACUGAACAAGGUGUGUUUUGUUACUCUAAUGGAAUAUUUACUUCACUGCAGCUAGAGCUGCUAAAUGCAGUAGCAUUUUCAUUCGGAAUUGUAGCAUUUGCUUCUGCUUUGGCAGAAUGUGGAGAGGUGUACCUGGGCAUAUAAAUAGCACGUGUAGAGUUUGAUAAAAUGUUUUUAAAUUGCAGUAACAAAAAAAUCAAUAACAGCCAAGUAAUUGAUAAUCAUCUUUGAUGCUAGAAGAACCCUUUAUUAAUAAGGGGAGGAUCAAUUAAAAUACUCCAAGAAACUGCAUCUCUGUUACUACUGAGCAGUGCCUGUACUGUGUUAAUCUGCAGUCCCUACACACUCCUCAUACAUGGAUAUGCCAACAUAUUAAGAAGAGCUGUCAUUUCUGCAAUGACUUCUGCAUCUGUUGCUGCUGUGAAGGAUCUUUGGGUUUCAUCAGCAGAAAAAUAAAAAUUCAGUCUGACA